AUGCAGGGUUUUCUGUUUUGGCUUUAUCUCGAUCCCAGUGUUCCACCUGAGUCUGUGCUUUCUCUUGAUGCAUGGCUGCGGGCUACUGCUGCUGCUGGGCUGCUGUCGGAGGGUUUGCUGCUGCAGCAGCUGCAGGCUGUAGAGACAGCGCGUAUGGGUGCUUCUGGCUUCGAUGCUGCAUCACCAGACCUGCAGCAGCAGCAGCAGCAGCAGCAGCAACAGCAGCAGCAGCAGCAGCAGCAGCAGCAGCAGGAGGAGGCUAUGAUGAGAUGGGCGGAGCAAGAGCCGUCGCCAGACCUCAUGAAAAGAUGCAGCAGACUCUGGGAGCUUCUCACGCUCCCCUAUGAGGAUGCAGCGGAGUUUGUUGCUCACGCGAGGCCAUUGCUGCGGCAGCGAGAAGCAGAUGAGUUGUCUAUUGCUUCAUCUGCUGCUGACGCUGCUGCUGCUGCUGCUGCUGCUGCUGCUGCAGCAGCAGCAGCAGCAGCAGAUAUAGAUGAUGAUGAGUCUGAGGAUUUGUCGCUGCACCCGGGCGUAGAGGAGCAGCUGCAGCGGCUGCUGCUGCUGCAGCAUUUGCUGCUGGAGAUAGAGGGAUUUCAAGAGCAGCAGCAGCAGCAAUUUGUGCUGCUGCUGCCUGUCGACCGCAGCAGCUACAGCCCCGGUUUCUUUUUUUAUAUAGUUGGCUCGCUGCUGCAGCAGCCGCAGCAGCAGCAGCAGCAGCCAAGCAAGCAGCAGCAGCAGCAGCAGCAUAAGCUACAGCAUCUCCACUAUAAACAACAGCACCAGCACCAGCAGCAGCAGCAGCAGCAGCAGCAGCAGCAACAGCAGCAGCAGCAAAACAAAUACAGAGAAGUUUUUGCUGCUGGGGGAAGAUGUGAUAAGCUGCUGCACCAGGCGCAGGGGAGAGACGGGCCAGCAGCAGCAGCAGCAGCAGCAGCAGCAGCAGCAGCAAUCUUCGUUGAGGUAGAUAUUGAUCGUCUGUGUUCGCGGCUGCUGCAGAUACAGCAGCAGCAAACUGAGUCCCCUGCAGCAGCAGCAGCAGCAGCAGCUGCUGCUGCUGCUCUCACUCCAGUAUGGAACGAAUCCAGCAGCAGCAGCAGCAGCAGCAGCAGCGGGAACAAGCGGAGCAGCGGCGACAGCGCGAGCAGCAGCAGCAGCAGCAGCAGCAGCAGCGCCAGCAGUAGCAGUAGCAGCAGCAGCAGCAGCAGCAGCACGUGCUGCAUGAGCAACAGCAGCAGCAGCAGCAACCUCCUAGAAGUUGCUGCCAGCUGGGCGCUGCCUCAGGUGCUGCUGUGCGUGCAGCAGCAGCAGCAGCAGCAGCAGCUGCUGCUGCAGCAAGCAUCAUUUCAUCUACGAGCCCUUCUAUUGAAACACGGCAUCAAGGAGUUCACUCGCAUGGACGAGGUGGUGGAGUUUCUUCUAUCGAAGUCUUCAUCUGCCUGA
Eimeria mitis is the source of this 1440-nucleotide messenger RNA. Its product is annotated as Wee kinase, putative. The record is from RefSeq and is a predicted model, not a curated record. NCBI's taxonomy places the organism in Eukaryota, Apicomplexa, Conoidasida, Eucoccidiorida, Eimeriidae.